Raphanus sativus (radish) is the source of this 894-nucleotide messenger RNA. RefSeq lists its product as uncharacterized. Bases 1 to 894 code for a protein of 297 amino acids. Lineage: Eukaryota; Viridiplantae; Streptophyta; Magnoliopsida; Brassicales; Brassicaceae. Gene Ontology annotation, molecular function: zinc ion binding; nucleic acid binding. The transcript has a single exon. The record is from RefSeq and is a predicted model, not a curated record.
AUGUUUGUGGAUAAGUGGGAGCCGGGUGUGGUUCCUUCUAAGCCAGAGCUUACCUCCGCACCAAUAUGGCUUGAGCUUCGCAAGGUACCACUGCAAUUCUUCAAUGAGGACGGUUUAGAGCAUAUUGCGGGACUGGUCGGACACCCCAAGUAUCUUCACCCCUCGACGGCAAAUAAAACUAAUCUGGAGGUCGCCAAGGUCUUCACGAUUAUUGAUCCAAGGAAGCCAUUACCUGAAGCAGUGAAUGUACAGUUUGAUUCCGGAGAGAUCAGUAGGGUCCUUGUGUCGAGCCCUUGGAUGCCCCCUGUUUGCGAGGUCUGCAAAGAAAUUGGUCACGUCUCAAAGCGCUGCCCUGCUGCAAUUAAAACCUGCGCUAAAUGUAAUUCUCCAGGUCACUCCUCAGCUUCCUGCCCUCAAAAUCAGAAGCAGGACCCUGCAAAGAAAAAGACUAGAAGAGGAAAAUCUAGAGAUAAGCAGGUCUGGCAGCCUGUUAAUCAGACAGUGAAUCAGCCAGAGUUGCAGCCGGAGACACAUGUCACCGUCGAGCCCUCUGCUCAGAAGGAGGAGCCUGUAGGAACGCACUCUACUCACACUGUAAUGGCUAAAGACUCCUCUCUUGGUCAGGGUCUCAAUACUGACAAAGGAGAAUCCAGUGGAACUGCUCCCUAUCUCCAGGUUGAGAGGCCUCGUAGUGUCUCCGGAAAUUCUAAAUCUUCUCAUUCAGACAUCCAGCCUAACUCCUCAGAUGUUGAAACUUCCGACUCAGAGAUGGAAGAAGGUGAACUGAGCGACCACGAUGAGGGAUUUGAGGUGAUCCUGAACAAGAAGCGAUUUUCAAAUAAAAUGUUCUCAGGUCAGAAAGGAAACCGGGGCAGGGGCCCCAAACUCAACUGA